Messenger RNA from Lacerta agilis (Sand lizard), 2276 nucleotides. Its product is annotated as protein-arginine deiminase type-1-like. Lineage: Eukaryota; Metazoa; Chordata; Lepidosauria; Squamata; Lacertidae. Gene Ontology annotation, molecular function: calcium ion binding; protein-arginine deiminase activity. Gene Ontology annotation, cellular component: cytoplasm. The transcript has 15 exons. The coding region runs from base 1 to 1923 and encodes 640 amino acids. The record is from RefSeq and is a predicted model, not a curated record.
AUGGUUUGCUCUGGCCCUAGGUCUAUACCCAAAGGUGCCACGUCAUUUGAUGUCCGUGGAACUUCCGGGCUUCGAGUCUACGUCAUCUACAACCCCAAUGUUGCCACAGCAUCUGAAGGUACAAGGUGGCUUCUCGACUCGGACGUGGAAGUGGUCGUGGCUCUAAGCGGACCCAGCAGCGCCGUCAAUGACAACAAGGUUCGGGUUUCAUAUUACGGACCAACAGGGGACACCCUCAUUGCCAAUGCUUGGUUGUACAUCACUUGUAUGGCUAUCUCUCUGGACGCUGAUACUAGCCGAACUGGUAAGGUGGAUGGCAAAGCAAACAACAAGACAAAAUGGUCUUGGGGUCCCCAAGGAGAAGGAGCGGUUUUGCUGGUCAACUGCGACAGGGACGGCCCCAGCUUUGGAGACAUGGACAAUGCCUAUCCGUACGUCCGAUCCCACACAGACCUGCAAGACCUGUCGCUUCUGAUCCUGAACACCCAUGGCCCUGCCGGCGUCUUUGACACCCACAAGCUGGUCCUUCAAAUCUCCCUGUUCGAUGCAGCCAAAGUGAGAGUUUUCCAUGCUAGAGGCGAUGUGUCAUUCUCCAACUACGAGCAUGUGUUGGGGGUGGACAAGCUCUCUUACACCGUGGGACGCACCGAUGGCAAAGGGCAGCACACUUUCUACGUGGAGGGCUUGGCCUUCCCAGAUGCCAACUUCAAAGGCCUAGUUUCUUUGAACGCGACACUGCUGGAGCACUCAAGUCAGAAUUCGCCAGCCACACCCGUUUUCACAGACACUGUGGUUUUCCGAGUGGCUCCCUGGAUAAUGACCCCCAACACAUUGAAGCCCUUGGAGAUAUUUGUCUGCAGCAUUGAAAGAGGCACCAACCCCAACCAGACAUUCCUGGAGGCUGUGAAAGCCCUGGCACAGAAAGCUGGCUGUAAGCUGACCAUCUGCCCGGAGAUUGAAAAUCGGGGCGACCGCUGGAUCCAGGAUGAGAUGGAGUUUGGUUAUGUGGAGGCCCCCCACAAGUCCUUCCCCGUCGUCUUUGACUCCCCCAGGAACCGAGGCCUCAAGAAAUUCCCUUUCAAAAGCAUUUUGGGCCCUGAUUUUGGGUACGUGACCCGAGAACCCCGGUACGGACGCGUAUCCAGCCUGGAUUCAUUCGGGAACCUGGACGUCAGUCCCGCUGUGACGGUCAAGGGCAAGGAGUACCCACUGGGCAGGAUCCUCAUCGGCAGCAGUUUCCCAGGGUCUGGCAACAGGAAAAUGGUCAAAAUUGUCCGGGAUUUCCUCUAUGCUCAAAGAGUCCAGCCUCCUAUUGAGCUGUAUUCCGACUGGCUCACUGUAGGGCAUGUGGAUGAGUUCCUGACCUUUGUUCCGGCUUCCAACAGGAAGGGUUUCCGGUUGCUCUUAGCCAGUCCCGCUGCUUGCCUGAAGCUGUUCAGAGAGAAGCAAAAAGAAGGUUUCGGAAAUGCUGCCCUGUUUGAAGGUCUCGGGAGAGUGGGGCGCAUUACUCUGGAUGAGCUCCUGGCGGACAGACUUUUGCACCGUGACAGCAAGUAUGUGCAGAGUUGCAUCGACUGGAACCGCAGCAUUCUGAAGCGGGAGCUGGGCCUGAGCGAGCGAGAUAUCGUGGACAUCCCUCAGCUGUUCACUCUGGAAGACUCUACAGCGACCGCCUUGUUUCCAGACAUGGUGAACAUGCUCGUCUUGGGGAAGCACCUGGGCAUCCCCAAACCAUUUGGCCCCAUCAUCCAUGGACAGUGCUGCCUGGAAGAGAAAGUCCGCUCCUUGCUGGAACCGCUGGGACUGAACUGUACCUUCAUCGAUGACUUUUUCUCCUACCACAUCUUGUCUGGCGAGAUCCACUGUGGCACCAAUGUCCUCCGGGAACCCUUCUCCUUCCACUGGUGGAACACAACACCCUGAAAUUGGUGGGGGGAGCCUCCGGGCCCCCUCCCCACACACUUAUUUCUUCUGUACUUCUGGGCAGCAAAGAUGCCUGAAGGUUUUGAAAAAACACCAACUUCUCCAGCAUGUUGGACUUUGAAAAUGAGAAUCGACUUGGGGUCAAAAAUCCCACUUAAACAUGAUGCACUAAACUUACCCAAACCACAAAAUUAUGGUUUUCUGUGCUUCAGUGAAAGAUUGGCAGUGAUGGGGUAGGUGGGGAGAAUUCUUUGGCAGAACAAGUAUUUUAAAGGUUGCAUGCAACUGAGACCUACUCAGAGGAGACCCACUGAAAGAAAUGGGCAUGUUAGUCAUGCAUUGCAGGGGGUUGG